GACAGGCAGGCAGUUUGACAGGGAUAUGGAAGUGAGAGUGUGAAGUCCUGUCUCUAACAGCAGCUGGUCUGAGGCCACCAACAACAUCCAUGAAGUGUGGAAACCUCAGCAGACAGGAAAGCUGAGUUGAACUUUAUUCCUCCUCCAACUUCCAAUCCGGCUGCUGGACCUGCACACAGAGGGGAGCUCACUGGAAGCUCCUCCCAGAGAGUUUGAGAAAACAUUCCAGCAAAGUGAGAGGGGAAAGACGGGGCGGCCUCUCACUCGCCGAGUGAAGACUUUGCUCUGAAACCUGGAGAGUUCUCUUCACACCCACCCGAGACCUCAUCCGUCCAAGUGCUCGGCUUGCUAUGAAGAGCCUGCUGCUGGUCUCGGCCGCCUGGGUGCUGGCUGCAGCCCAGUACAGCUACCACCAGGGGCUGAUGGACUAUCUGGAGAACAGAUUACUGGCCAUUGAGGACCGGAUGCAUCUGUGGCACCAACAGUCACGCCGAUACCACACUGACCUGCUGGACUUCCAGAAGCUGAGCUCUGAUGCCAUGGCGGCACUGAAGAAGGAGCACGAGAAGCUGCUGGAAGAGCUUGACGGCGCCGCAGUCCGGGUGGAGCGGGUGGAGCGGGAGAUGGACUACGUGGAGAGCCAGACCGCUCCUCGGGCCUGUGUCAAGAAGGCAGACAAGGUGGUGGAGCAGGGGGUCUGGGGUCUUGAGCAGAGUCGAGCAGAGGAGGAGGACUGGCAGGAGCUGCACUCCAGUGUCUCUGACUGUGAGGAAAUCAUUUCCGCCAUCAGAUCGGUGAAGAUCCUGAAGCGAGUCGGUGGUCCAAAAGGCAUGUGGGUGAGAGACCCGCGCUCGUCCAAAGUCUACCUGUUCAACGGGACCACCGGAGACCAGGUCUUGCAGUACGACUCAGUGAGAGAGUUCGCUGGCUCCGCUGGAGUCAACAACAGCCGAGUGAUCCGGCUUCCGUCUGAGUGGACCGGUUCUGGCAGCGCCGUCUACAACGAUUAUCUGUUCUUUGUGAAGCAGGAAGUCGGCAGCGACCUGCAGGUGGUCAAGUAUGACCUUCUGAGCAGGUCCGUGUCGGACGCGGCCAUGUUCCCCAUCCAGGGCCACACCAGCGUCUACAGCCUGAACCCAGAGACGUUGGUGGAUCUGGCAGCAGACGACGAAGGCCUCUGGCUGCUGUUCGCCAGCACUGACAGCGAAGCCACCAUCAACCUCGCCAAGAUGGACCCCGCCACACUCGAUAUAGAGCAGAUCUGGGACACCCGCUGCCCUCGGGACAACGCGGAGGCGGCCUUCGUGACCUGUGGGACCAUCUAUGUUGUUUACAACACCCGCCUGCCCAGUCGCUCCAGGAUUCAAUGUGUGUUUGACGUCAACGACGUGGUCACCAGUGAGGAAGCGCCGCUGCUCUACUUCCCCCGGAGGUACGGGGCCCACGCCAGUCUGAAGUACAACCCCGAGGAGAAGCAGCUGUACGCCUGGGACGACGGCUACCAGAUCAUCUACAGACUCAGCAUGAAGAGGAAACUGCUGGUCUGACGGAACCGUCCUCAUUAACUGUUUUAGUAAAGAGUAGAGCUCCACAGAGGGGAAACACACAGCAUCCAAACCUUGUGCUAACUGGUCAAAACAGACCACUGCAUCAAAGUUACAGUGUGUAGAAACAUUUAGAGACAAUAGGACAGCAGAUUUCGGAGCGCCUGAUUAUUCAGGUCAACAGUUCACUUGAGUGUGUUAAUGAAUGUGCAAGGAUGCAGCAUAGAACAAGAGCCAGCAGAAGUGGUGCCUGUACUCACCCACGGUCGGGGACAGUGUCCAGAGAAUGUGAUGUGGAAGGAGCGUCCUGAGAAAUGGUGUCAGUGCUUCUCACCCCGAGUGACGAGUCAGCAUCCAGGGGCUCCUGCUGCAUACUGCUCUGGACACGCGACUUUUACAUCCUAAAAUAUGCAGAUUGACAGAGGCAGGAGCAGCAGAGGAGGCUGACAGAGAGAUGACCAGGAUGGUGCAGUGUAUGCAAGCAAGUAACCUCUCUCUUCAGGAGCAUCACUUCACUCUUACAUAAGGAUCUUGCAGUGAAUCUAAUAAAGUGGCUCAUGAAGUGAUACCCCAGUGGUUGUUCGCGGUUCUCCAGAAACGUUGCAGAGGCUGGUUCCGCUCCUCAUUUCAUUCCAGACAGAAAUCUC
Molecule: messenger RNA, 2191 nt
Organism: Synchiropus splendidus (mandarinfish)
Lineage: Eukaryota; Metazoa; Chordata; Actinopteri; Syngnathiformes; Callionymidae
Gene: olfml3a
Product: olfactomedin-like 3a
Exons: 3
Coding region: 351-1547 (398 amino acids)
Biological process (GO): signal transduction
Source: RefSeq, a predicted model, not a curated record